GACUUGUGUCAUUGCGCUAUUUAAAUGCCAUCGCCGGGGUUCCUCUGCUGGUUUGGAUCACUCAUGUCAAACACAUACCUAGUACAGGCCGCAAGAGCACCAUGAUGGAUCUUUUUGAGACCAACGCUUAUUUUUUCAAUGACCUUCGCUAUCUGGAUGGGGAUACUGGACCCUUGCAGCACUUGGAAAUGGCAGAGGUGUCUCCCUUGUACCAAGGGAGUGAUGGCACCUUGUCACCAGGGCAGGAGCAGGUACCAUCCGAGACUGGGGACAGCAGCGGGGAAGAGCACGUCUUAGCACCCCCGGGUCUCCAACCUCACUGUGCAGGGCAAUGUCUGAUUUGGGCUUGCAAGACCUGUAAACGAAAAUCAGCCCCAACUGACAGGAGAAAAGCAGCAACUCUUCGAGAAAGAAGGAGGCUUAAAAAGAUUAAUGAAGCUUUUGAGGCUUUAAAGAGAAAAACGGUGCCAAAUCCAAGCCAGAGGUUGCCAAAAGUGGAGAUUCUACGAAGCGCUAUAAAUUACAUUGAGAAACUUCAGGACCUUUUACGUACACUGGAUCAACAAGAAAAGUUGCAGGGAAAUGUGGACCCAUUUAACUUCAAUCUGAAAGAUCAGCACGUACCCAGUGCAGAGUUCUGUGGAAGAAGCACCUGUCAUUCUAACUGGCAGAAUCUCUCCGAUCAUUCCAAUUUAGCCGGUAGUAACCAAAGAGAAGGAUCUGGUGUUGAGCCUUCAGCUUCCAGCAGUCUGCGUUGUCUUUCUUCCAUAGUGGACAGUAUUUCAAGUGAAGAGCCAAAAAUGAACUACAGUGAAGAAGCCGCUGAGAAAUGAACUCUUAUGGGAUCAACUUUUGAUCGGGGACAUAAAACGCCUUUUUACAUUUCCAGGGCCCAUUUGAAUUGAUUCCCUCUUGCAUUGUCGUUAGUGGCAAGCGUUGCUUCCACUUUGAUUACCAGCCCUCUGUAAUACUGCUCGCUUACUCGUGUGUUGAAGUUAACCGUUCAUUCCUUGAAUGAUUCAGAAGCAAAAACCCAAGUGGCCUUUUUUAACAAGUCAUGCAAGAAUUCGGUAUGUCUAUCUUGUAAAUAUCAAUCAUUUCUUAACAUUUUGUAAGAACCAAAAAUACGCUUUAAAUAUUUUGUAUUUAAGUUAUGUAAGUAAAUAAAACAUAUUUAUACUAUAGUGUGUACAUAUUGAAAAAAUAAAAAUAUGUAACAGGCCAUUCAUUUAUUAUAUGUUGUAUUUAACAAAACAAUCAAUACCCCUUAUGCAAAAGUAUCCUAUAUCUAUCUAUCUAUCUAUCUAUCUAUCUAUCUCUCUCUCUCUCUCUCUCUCUCUCUCUCUCUCUCUCUCU
This is a messenger RNA of Acipenser ruthenus (sterlet), 1356 nucleotides long. RefSeq names its product myogenic factor 6. The coding region runs from base 102 to 833 and encodes 243 amino acids. Gene Ontology annotation, biological process: positive regulation of myoblast differentiation; regulation of transcription by RNA polymerase II; muscle organ development. The transcript is spliced from 3 exons. The record is from RefSeq and is a predicted model, not a curated record. Gene Ontology annotation, molecular function: protein dimerization activity; DNA-binding transcription factor activity, RNA polymerase II-specific; RNA polymerase II cis-regulatory region sequence-specific DNA binding. Lineage: Eukaryota; Metazoa; Chordata; Actinopteri; Acipenseriformes; Acipenseridae.